Messenger RNA from Rhopalosiphum padi (bird cherry-oat aphid), 3406 nucleotides. Its product is annotated as polyubiquitin-A-like. The record is from RefSeq and is a predicted model, not a curated record. Gene Ontology annotation, biological process: protein ubiquitination; modification-dependent protein catabolic process. NCBI's taxonomy places the organism in Eukaryota, Metazoa, Arthropoda, Insecta, Hemiptera, Aphididae. Gene Ontology annotation, cellular component: cytoplasm; nucleus. Gene Ontology annotation, molecular function: protein tag activity; ubiquitin protein ligase binding.
UACAAUAUACACCACUACACCAGUCCUACGGCAUACUCAGAACUCAAAAUACUGUACUGUCUGUAGUACACUCAUUGCCGUUCGCCAUUGCCCAUUGCUGCUGAGCAAAUAGUCGUCAAAUCUGUUGUCACGUCUUGUCAUUAUUUUUGAUCUCCAGAGUUUCCAUAGUUAUUUACCAACUGCGAUCAAAUAAAUAACGUUAUCGAAUCCAAAUUUUCAACGUAUAAUUCAACAUAUUCUAAGUUUCAGUUUCAAAAUGCAAAUCUUUGUGAAAACUUUGACUGGCAAAACCAUCACUUUAGAAGUAGAAUCCUCAGAUUCUAUUGAAAAUGUAAAAGCUAAAAUUCAAGACAAAGAAGGAAUCCCACCAGACCAACAGCGAUUGAUUUUUGCCGGAAAACAAUUGGAGGAUGGACGUACAUUAUCUGACUAUAAUAUUCAGAAAGAAUCUACUUUACAUUUGGUUCUACGUCUCCGUGGUGGAAUGCAAAUUUUUGUGAAAACACUGACUGGCAAAACCAUCACUUUAGAAGUAGAAUCCUCAGAUUCUAUUGAAAAUGUAAAAGCUAAAAUUCAAGACAAAGAAGGAAUCCCACCAGACCAACAGCGAUUGAUUUUUGCCGGAAAACAACUGGAGGAUGGACGUACAUUAUCUGACUAUAAUAUUCAGAAAGAAUCUACUUUACAUUUGGUUCUACGUCUCCGUGGUGGAAUGCAAAUUUUUGUGAAAACACUGACUGGCAAAACCAUCACUUUAGAAGUAGAAUCCUCAGAUUCUAUUGAAAAUGUAAAAGCUAAAAUUCAAGACAAAGAAGGAAUCCCACCAGACCAACAGCGAUUGAUUUUUGCCGGAAAACAACUGGAGGAUGGACGUACAUUAUCUGACUAUAAUAUUCAGAAAGAAUCUACUUUACAUUUGGUUCUACGUCUCCGUGGUGGAAUGCAAAUUUUUGUGAAAACAUUGACUGGCAAAACCAUCACUUUAGAAGUAGAAUCCUCAGAUUCUAUUGAAAAUGUAAAAGCUAAAAUUCAAGACAAAGAAGGAAUCCCACCAGACCAACAGCGAUUGAUUUUUGCCGGAAAACAACUGGAGGAUGGACGUACAUUAUCUGACUAUAAUAUUCAGAAAGAAUCUACUUUACAUUUGGUUCUACGUCUCCGUGGUGGAAUGCAAAUUUUUGUGAAAACACUGACUGGCAAAACCAUCACUUUAGAAGUAGAAUCCUCAGAUUCUAUUGAAAAUGUAAAAGCUAAAAUUCAAGACAAAGAAGGAAUCCCACCAGACCAACAGCGAUUGAUUUUUGCCGGAAAACAACUGGAGGAUGGACGUACAUUAUCUGACUAUAAUAUUCAGAAAGAAUCUACUUUACAUUUGGUUCUACGUCUCCGUGGUGGAAUGCAAAUUUUUGUGAAAACAUUGACUGGCAAAACCAUCACUUUAGAAGUAGAAUCCUCAGAUUCUAUUGAAAAUGUAAAAGCUAAAAUUCAAGACAAGGAAGGAAUCCCACCAGACCAACAGCGAUUGAUUUUUGCCGGAAAACAACUGGAGGAUGGACGUACAUUAUCUGACUAUAAUAUUCAGAAAGAAUCUACUUUACAUUUGGUUCUACGUCUCCGUGGUGGAAUGCAAAUUUUUGUGAAAACACUGACUGGCAAAACCAUCACUUUAGAAGUAGAAUCCUCAGAUUCUAUUGAAAAUGUAAAAGCUAAAAUUCAAGACAAAGAAGGAAUCCCACCAGACCAACAGCGAUUGAUUUUUGCCGGAAAACAACUGGAGGAUGGACGUACAUUAUCUGACUAUAAUAUUCAGAAAGAAUCUACUUUACAUUUGGUUCUACGUCUCCGUGGUGGAAUGCAAAUUUUUGUGAAAACAUUGACUGGCAAAACCAUCACUUUAGAAGUAGAAUCCUCAGAUUCUAUUGAAAAUGUAAAAGCUAAAAUUCAAGACAAAGAAGGAAUCCCACCAGACCAACAGCGAUUGAUUUUUGCCGGAAAACAACUGGAGGAUGGACGUACAUUAUCUGACUAUAAUAUUCAGAAAGAAUCUACUUUACAUUUGGUUCUACGUCUCCGUGGUGGAAUGCAAAUUUUUGUGAAAACACUGACUGGCAAAACCAUCACUUUAGAAGUAGAAUCCUCAGAUUCUAUUGAAAAUGUAAAAGCUAAAAUUCAAGACAAAGAAGGAAUCCCACCAGACCAACAGCGAUUGAUUUUUGCCGGAAAACAACUGGAGGAUGGACGUACAUUAUCUGACUAUAAUAUUCAGAAAGAAUCUACUUUACAUUUGGUUCUACGUCUCCGUGGUGAUGCAAAUUUUUGUGAAAACAUUGACUGGCAAAACCAUCAUUUAGAAGUAGAAUCCUCAGAUUCUAUUGAAAAUGUAAAAGCUAAAAUUCAAGACAAGGAAGGAAUCCCACCAGACCAACAGCGAUUGAUUUUUGCCGGAAAACAACUGGAGGAUGGACGUACAUUAUCUGACUAUAAUAUUCAGAAAGAAUCUACUUUACAUUUGGUUCUACGUCUCCGUGGUGGAAUGCAAAUUUUUGUGAAAACACUGACUGGCAAAACCAUCACUUUAGAAGUAGAAUCCUCAGAUUCUAUUGAAAAUGUAAAAGCUAAAAUUCAAGACAAAGAAGGAAUCCCACCAGACCAACAGCGAUUGAUUUUUGCCGGAAAACAACUGGAGGAUGGACGUACAUUAUCUGACUAUAAUAUUCAGAAAGAAUCUACUUUACAUUUGGUUCUACGUCUCCGUGGUGGAAUGCAAAUUUUUGUGAAAACAUUGACUGGCAAAACCAUCACUUUAGAAGUAGAAUCCUCAGAUUCUAUUGAAAAUGUAAAAGCUAAAAUUCAAGACAAAGAAGGAAUCCCACCAGACCAACAGCGAUUGAUUUUUGCCGGAAAACAACUGGAGGAUGGACGUACAUUAUCUGACUAUAAUAUUCAGAAAGAAUCUACUUUACAUUUGGUUCUACGUCUCCGUGGUGGAAUGCAAAUUUUUGUGAAAACACUGACUGGCAAAACCAUCACUUUAGAAGUAGAAUCCUCAGAUUCUAUUGAAAAUGUAAAAGCUAAAAUUCAAGACAAAGAAGGAAUCCCACCAGACCAACAGCGAUUGAUUUUUGCCGGAAAACAACUGGAGGAUGGACGUACAUUAUCUGACUAUAAUAUUCAGAAAGAAUCUACUUUACAUUUAGUCCUACGUCUCCGUGGUGGAAUGUAAAUCUUUGUGAAAACAUCAUCAGACCAGCAGUGAUUGAACUUGUCAAAAGCAAUAAGAAGGUCAUAAUAAGUCAAUCUUUACUUGGUGUGCACUUUCAAAGUUGUUUCAAUAGAAUAUAGUGUUUUUUUACUAUAUAUUAUAAAAACAUUUUAAUUAUAUAAUAUAAUAAAUAACAAAUUAAAA